UACUGAGUUGUUUCUGUUCCUGUGGAUUUGUCAUUCAGAAGCAAAGCAAAUAAAUGUAAAUCUUGUAAAAGCAGCUUAUGACGCCAGCCGCCAUUUCGCGGCCUGCGGCUCGGAGAUGAGCGUCAGUCUGGAUAUCAAACUGAAAAGAGCCAACAAAGUCUAUCAUGAGGGGGAAACUGUGGCUGGUGUCGUCACGUUGUGCUGCAAGGAGCCGCUGCAGCACAACGGCAUCGCGCUCAGCAUGGACGGCAUCGUCAACCUGCAGCUCAGCUCCAAGAGCGUCGGCGUCUUUGAGGCGUUUUACAACUCGGUCAAGCCAAUCCCGCUGAUCAGCAGCAGCAUCGAGGUGGCCAAGGCCGGGAAAAUCCCAGGAGGGAAAACGGAAAUCCCGUUUGAGUUUCCGCUCGUCAGCAAAGGCAACAAAGUUCUGUACGAGACUUACCACGGCGUCUUCGUCAACAUCCAGUACACGCUGCGCUGCGACCUGAAGCGCCCCCUGCUGGCCAAAGACCUGAGCAGGAGCUGCGAGUUCAUCGUUCACAGUCAGCCUCAGAAAUCAAAAAUCAUUCCGACUCCAGUCAAGUUCAGCAUCACUCCAGAGACGCUGCAGAAUGUCCGCGAGAGGAGUCAGCUGCCGCGCUUCCUGAUCCGAGGACAUCUGGACGCCACCAGCUGCGUCAUCAGCCAACCGCUCACCGGGGAGGUGCAGGUGGACAAAUCCGACGUCCCCGUCAAGAGCAUCGAGCUACAGCUGGUCCGGGUGGAGACCUGCGGCUGCGCCGAGGGCUACGCGCGAGACGCCACGGAGAUCCAGAACAUCCAGAUCGCAGAAGGAGACGUCGGCCACGGCCUGCCCAUCCCCGUCCACAUGGUGUUCCCCCGACUCUUCACCUGCCCACCCUGGAGACCACCAACUUCAAAGUAGAGUUUGAAAUCAACGUCGUCGUCAUCCUGCAGGACGAUCACCUGAUCACCGAGAACUUCCCUCUGAAGCUCUGCAGAGUCUGAUCCAUCGAUCAGUGAUCCAUCGAUCAGUGAUCCAUCAAAUACAGUCUGAACUGCAUAGAUUUGCUCACUGAACAUAUUUGAGGUGAAAUUCAAACAUUAAUAUUUGAACUAAAAUCAGAAUGCAGUCCAUAAUUUUUCUGCUUGUUCUCAAACUUUGAUGAAUUUAUGCUCAGAUUUAUUGAUUCCACCUCAUUUCUCCUAACUUUGUUUCUAUUAAUCAUGUUUGAUGAGCAGAAUUUAUCUGAGCUAUAAAAUGGAAAAUAAAUUACAUGUUUCAGGAGA
Poeciliopsis prolifica (blackstripe livebearer) is the source of this 1290-nucleotide messenger RNA. Its product is annotated as vacuolar protein sorting-associated protein 26C-like. The record is from RefSeq and is a predicted model, not a curated record. The transcript is spliced from 8 exons. Gene Ontology annotation, cellular component: endosome. Bases 116 to 925 code for a protein of 269 amino acids. Gene Ontology annotation, biological process: intracellular protein transport. NCBI's taxonomy places the organism in Eukaryota, Metazoa, Chordata, Actinopteri, Cyprinodontiformes, Poeciliidae.